Alternaria rosae is the source of this 2214-nucleotide messenger RNA. Its product is annotated as ent-kaurene oxidase. The record is from RefSeq and is a predicted model, not a curated record. The transcript is spliced from 5 exons. Bases 468 to 2117 code for a protein of 549 amino acids. Gene Ontology annotation, molecular function: iron ion binding; monooxygenase activity; oxidoreductase activity, acting on paired donors, with incorporation or reduction of molecular oxygen. Lineage: Eukaryota; Fungi; Ascomycota; Dothideomycetes; Pleosporales; Pleosporaceae.
CAUUGCAUGCUGCAAUACCGGAGCAACUCCUCAGGUACUACCCUGGAAAUCAUGCCGUUCGAUGACCCGCUCAGUUGCGCUAGCAAAAAGUGUUGCGGAAGGCCUAUCGAUUGCAAAUUCGAACUUGCUGCUUUGCGAUGAUUGGCUCGGCCGUCUCGGUGAACGCCGCAAUUAACAAUAUGUUCGGCAGAAUGUAAAGGUCGGUAGCCGCGUUUGCAACAUCGGCAUCGAUGCAUGCAGAGCAGUGUGUUAGCUUGUUGGGAGGAUCCGGCUGUUACCUACCUGCUGCAUCAAAUCCCUGCCUGUGCAAACAGCCCAAUUGAUGUCCAGUCUUAUGCGGAGGGCUUCCGAGGAGAGCUGAGCGGCGGGACGUUUUCUGUCACUAUCUGUCCAUUGGAAUCAGCAUACUUUAAGUGUUUGGAGUGUCGAGUGCUCUUCGUUGUUUCUAUGAUCUGACUAGCUUAAGCAUGGAGCUCAUCAUCACACCCACACAGGCCCUCGUGCCUUUGUCAGUUCUGUUCCUAGUCUACCACGCAAUCCGGGCAUUGUUCUUCGGAAAGCCAGAGUCCAAGCAUUGGGAGGAGCUGCCAGUCGUGGGCCUCCAGAAAGGAUGGUUCGAAUGGGUGUGGGCUACCUUGAAGUCCAUCCGGAAGACCCAGGACUGGGCGUUCGAAGGGUACCGCAAGUUUGCCAGCGUAAACAGCCCGUUCAUCUUGCCUAGUAUCGACAGAGGAGCGAUGAUAAUUCUCCCGCCGCGUCUGAUCAAAAAGGUUUACUCACUGCCAGAGUCCACGCUCGACAUUCAUGCGACGCAGAGUGAGACUAUCCAAACGAAAUGGACAGUCUGGGACAAAGAAGUAGCCGACAAUGACUUCCAGAUCAACGUUGUGCGUCAUCAGAUUACGCGGAAUCUCGAGCAUUUGACGCCGCUGAUGGCCGACGAACUUGACAGAGGCUUCGAGCGUUGGUGGGGAGGGAAAGGUGACACGGAGUGGAAGGAAGUCGCAGUCUGGGAUGCUUGCUUGAAGUUGAUCGCUGGUGCAAGUAACGGCGCCUUUUGUGGCGCGCCGCUAUGCCGUGAUGAACAGUUCUUGAACGAUCUUAGGGAUCACGCAAUGAGCAUCUUUGCUGGCGCUAUGCUUAUCAACGCAUCCCCCAAGCCGCUCAAGCCAGUGACUGGCUUCCUUGUAGGAUCGACUUGCUGGUACUUGCGCAGAAAAGCAAUGAAAGGCUGCUUGCCUUUUGUGACAGAGAGACUGAACGCUACUGCCCGUUUCAAGGCUGACCCAAAGUGCGGGUGGACACCACCGAAAGAUGGUCUCCAAUGGCUUAUCGAUGAGUGCUACGCUGCCGCCGCAAAGGGAGAUGCAGGGCAGUUGGAGCCGAAGCGAGUGGCGCAUCGGCUCUUGUUGGUCAAUGAUAUAUCCCUUCAUUCGACCAGCUUCACUGUGCAGAACGUCAUCCUGGACCUCUUCAGCUCGGAUCCGGCAAUGGGGUAUGUUGAUGCUCUGCGAGACGAAGCUGCAUCCGUGCUUGCCAAGUCUGGUGGUGUAUGGACGCGCGAUGCGGUGCGGGAUCUGAAGCUCAUUGAUUCAAUGAUCCGUGAAUCAAUGAGACUUAAUCCGUUUGCUAUCGUCGGACUUCCGCGAACAGUCGUACACCCCGAAGGCAUUCGUCUCCCAGUUUCCAACGUUCAUGUGCCUCAAGGCACCAUGAUCGCGGUUCCAAUGGAGCCAAUCCACUACGACGAAAGUAUCUAUCCUCAAGCACGCAGCUUUAACGCGUUCCGGUUUGCAGACCCGAACAAUGUGACCAGCAUUGUCGACAACUUUGCAACCAAGGACGACCUGGAAGCUGCUAAAGCCGACACGAACGAGCGGAAGGGUAAGUCGACUGCCACGCUUGAUGAUGCUUUCCUCGGUUUUGGAUUUGGGCGACACGCAUGUCCCGGACGAUUCUUCGCCUUGAACGAGAUGAAAGUUUUCAUUGCGCACAUGCUGCUGAACUAUGACGUUGAGCACAUGGCGAUUAGACCAAAGCCAUUGGAUACUGUAUGGCUAAAGCUUCCGUUGCAUGGUGGGAAGAUCCGGGUGCGACGCAGGCCGUCAAACGCGUAGAUAGAAUAAAAGAUAUCCUCUGUUGAUCCUCAUCCGGUGUAAAUCCGACAGCCGUUGCUGUAUUGAAUCGAGCCUUUGCUACAGACGCCUGCCGGGC